Molecule: messenger RNA, 407 nt
Organism: Protopterus annectens (West African lungfish)
Lineage: Eukaryota; Metazoa; Chordata; Ceratodontiformes; Protopteridae
Gene: CYSTM1
Product: cysteine rich transmembrane module containing 1
Exons: 1
Coding region: 51-395 (114 amino acids)
Cellular component (GO): extracellular exosome
Source: RefSeq, a predicted model, not a curated record
AAUUGUGGUUUUGAGGUGUGGCAUAUAGAAGGUGAUCCUAAAGAAUUCAGAUGAAUUACGAAAAUCCUCCUCCUUACCCUGGGCCGCCUCCAUCUGCUCCAUACCCACCGCAACCGUAUGCUCCAGGACCUAAUCCGGCUUAUCCUGGAACAAAUGCAUCUUAUCCUGGCUACCCUCCAGGCCAGUACCCACCACCACCACAGCCAGGCUAUCAAGGCUACCCACAGUAUGGUUGGCAGAAUGCUCCUCCACCUCCAGGACCAGUUUAUGGAGAGCCACCUAAAAACACAGUGUAUGUUGUUCAAGUAAGACAGGAUACUUCUGGUGAAACUACCUGCCUAACAGCCUGCUGGACUGCUCUUUGUUGCUGCUGCCUUUGGGACAUGCUAACUUAAGUCUUUCUUGGA